Messenger RNA from Pungitius pungitius (ninespine stickleback), 2362 nucleotides. RefSeq names its product tRNA methyltransferase 1 (gene trmt1). The record is from RefSeq and is a predicted model, not a curated record. The transcript is spliced from 16 exons. The coding region runs from base 225 to 2141 and encodes 638 amino acids. Lineage: Eukaryota; Metazoa; Chordata; Actinopteri; Perciformes; Gasterosteidae. Gene Ontology annotation, biological process: tRNA N2-guanine methylation. Gene Ontology annotation, molecular function: RNA binding; tRNA (guanine(10)-N2)-methyltransferase activity; metal ion binding. Gene Ontology annotation, cellular component: nucleus.
GGGAGAAGCGGCGCGCGCGGGCUUCCGUAGAGACGCUAAAAAACAUGGCCGCCUCCAUGUGCUAACGUGAGAUUAAGCAGCACGCAGAGAGUCUCCGCUGCUAGGAAGCGAGCAAACGGCUACGGGCCCGGUCACACGCGUCGAGUACCACAGUAAAACCUGCGGAGGACCCGGGGGACGGUGUCCGCUUUCAAAGGGAGGCGACACAGGCCCGGUUUACCUUCAUGCUGGUGCGGACCGCCCGGCUGCUCCCCGUCAUCUCCCAUCAUCUGCACCCGUCCUCCGCCCGCUCAGCCACACAGACGCUCGGGUGGAGUCUAGGCGCCGCCGCUGCUUCCUGCCGGGGGCCGACGCCCAUGGAGCCCCUAGAUACGACCCCGGAGGGCCCCGCCACCGUGACCCCGGCGCCUGACGACGAGGACGCGCGCCCCGUGGGGCUGUUGCCCGGGGAGACGGUGGUCAAGGAGGGCAAGGCGGCCAUCUUGUUUCCCAGUGCCAACGAGGUGUUCUACAACCCGGUCCAGGAGUUCAACAGGGAUCUGACGUGCGCUGUGCUCACAGAGUUUGCCAGGGACGUGCUGGCUGGACGCGGCGUGAAGCUGGUGGUGCCGGGCGAGACGGAGCGGGUGGUGGGGGAGGAGGGCGACGAGCCGAUGGAGGAGAAGAACGGAGCCGAGUCUCCAACCAUCACUGCGGCGGUGGGGGAGCAGUGUGAGCUGGGCCUCCGCGUGCUGGAGGGCCUGUCGGCGUCGGGUCUGCGCUCGGUGCGCUUCGCCCUGGAGGUCCCGGGCCUGCGGAGCGUCACCGCCAACGACUUCUCCACCAAGGCGGCGGCGCUGAUCGCCAGGAACGCCGAGUACAACGGCGUGGGACACCUGCUCCACGCCAGCUGCAGGGACGCCAGUAUGCUGAUGUACGAGAUGCGAGGGAAGAAGGAGCGCUAUGACGUCAUUGAUCUGGACCCCUACGGGAGCCCUUCUUCCUUCUUGGAUGCCGCCGUGCAGUCGGUCAGCGAGGGAGGGCUGCUGUGUGUGACCUGCACCGACAUGGCGGUGAUGGCAGGAAACAGCGGUGAGACCUGCUACAGCAAGUACGGCUCGGUCUCCAUCAAAGCCAAAUACUGCCACGAGAUGGCUCUUCGUAUCAUCCUGCACAGCCUGGACCAGCGGGCCGGCGUGUACCAGCGCUACAUCCAGCCGCUGCUGUGCGUCAGCGUGGACUUCUACAUCCGAGUGUUUGUGCGCGUCUUCACGGGACAGGCCACGGUGAAGAACUCCUGCAGUAAGCAGGCUCUGGUCUACAACUGCGUGGGCUGCGGCUCGUUCCACCUCCAGAGGAUGGGAAGGAGGACGAGCAACGGCAAGAAUGUCAAGUACUCUCCUGCCAUCGGACCUCCAGUUGGACCAGAGUGUCAGCACUGUGGACAGAGACACCAGCUGGGCGGUCCCAUCUGGGCGGAGCCUAUCCACGACCUGGCGUUCGUCCAGAAGGUUUUGGCGACCGUGGCGGGGAACCCGUCCCGCUUCGGGACGUCCAAGCGCAUCGAGGGGAUGCUGAGCAUGGUGACGGAGGAGUUGGACGACGUCCCGCUUUACUACACCGUGGACAGUCUGAGCGGCACCAUCCACUGCAACACCCCCCCCCUGCUCCAGUUCAGGUCGGCCCUGCUUCACGCCGGCCACAGGGUUUCUCUCUCUCACGCCUGUAAGAACGCCAUCAAGACGGACGCCCCCCCCGCAGUCAUCUGGGACAUCAUGCGCUGCUGGGAGAAGACCAACCCCGUGAAGAGGGAGAAGCUGACGGAGACGAGCCCCGCCUUCAAGAUCCUCUCCAGGGAGCCCGGCACAGACGCAUGCUUCACGGUGAGAGAGGACGCCAACCCGCAGUCCCGUAAGCUGCACCUGACCCGGUUCCAGGAGAACCCGCAGGCCUUCUGGGGGCCGAAAGCUCGCGCCAAAGCCGGGGGCGGCAUCAGCACCGACCUGCAGGACAAGAGCAAGAAGUGCCAGAACAAGAGGAAGAACCAGAUCACGGAAUCAGAGCUGAAAAACAUUCAGUGCAAAAGGUUCAAACAGGGAACGUGUGCACAUGGAGACAAAUGCUGCUACUCCCACGACCCGGAGGAGAAAACGGAGGUCUGAGGAGAUCCAAGGAGGCGUUUUGCUUUUAUUUACUCAUUUCAUCUCUGGAGUUCUAAAGGGUGACGACUGCGUUUGGACAAAAGGGGGAAAAAAACCCACUCUGCUGAACAUGAACAUUUCCAGAGCUUUUGUUGUUUAAGUUCAAUAAAAGUCCUCCCGCUGAAUAUAAUUGAUUCUUUUGUUCCUUUGGCAAAGUUUUAACUGGUGGUUCAGUAGCUGCA